This is a messenger RNA of Lucilia cuprina (Australian sheep blowfly), 722 nucleotides long. It is a transcript of the gene ND-B14.7, whose product is annotated as NADH dehydrogenase [ubiquinone] 1 alpha subcomplex subunit 11. Bases 89 to 595 code for a protein of 168 amino acids. Gene Ontology annotation, biological process: mitochondrial respiratory chain complex I assembly. The record is from RefSeq and is a predicted model, not a curated record. The transcript has 4 exons. Lineage: Eukaryota; Metazoa; Arthropoda; Insecta; Diptera; Calliphoridae.
ACAGCUGUUAGUUAAAUGUCAAAUUUGACAUUUAGUUGAUUGAGUUUGCUGUUUUGUAUGAAAUUACGUAAAAUUUAACACAGUCAACAUGUCUUUAGUAAAGGCCGGCUAUUAUGAUAAGCCCGAAGGGCAAGAUUGUUAUGGCAAAAUGUUGGCCACCAAUUCCUAUGCUGCUGCCGCCGGCUUAGCCUGGUCUACCAUAGAUGUAUUGAUGUUGUCACACACCAAAGGCUAUAUACCCACAAUGGCACGUUUUGCCUACAAUAUUGGUCCCAUGAUGGGUAUGGCUUCGGCCUUUACUUUGACCACGUAUAUUGCCACAAAUGCCAGAGGCAAGGAUGAUAGACUUAACUAUUUCUUGGGUGGCAUGGCUGCUGGUGGUGUCUAUGGUGCCUGGAGACGCAAUCAUGUUGCUGGUCUUGUUAUGGGUUUGGCAUUUGGUAUUGCUGGUGUUGUUAAGAAAAUUUCCCGUGAAGAAGGUUGGGAAUUCUUCCCCGCUCUUAAUCAUCAUGCUUACAUGGGUGUCAAAGAAAAUGACUACACUUUGAUGGCCGAACGUCCCAGAAAUUGGACAACCGGCAAGGAAAGUUCUUAGAGAGCAUUAGCAAAUCUGUGUUUUAGUGAUUAGUUGAAAAAAAAUGUAAAAUUUUACAAAACAGCCGUAAUGAAAUCGUGAAGAAACCACAAAAUCGAAAAUAAAAUAAAUUAAUACUUCUAAAGAA